Molecule: messenger RNA, 612 nt
Organism: Setaria italica (foxtail millet)
Lineage: Eukaryota; Viridiplantae; Streptophyta; Magnoliopsida; Poales; Poaceae
Exons: 4
Coding region: 1-612 (203 amino acids)
Source: RefSeq, a predicted model, not a curated record
AUGGAUGCAGGUCGUGCCAACUGGGAUGAUAACACUACAAAAAUAUUCCUAGACCUCUGCAUUGAUGAGAAGAAUAAGCUCAAUUACGACAAAAGGGGCCUAACCAAGAGGCAAUACAAGGAUUGGAGGAAACUGAAGGACAAGAGUGGUACCGGGUGGAACAACAGUACCCGCACCAUUGAUUGCGAUGAUGAAUGGUGGGCAGCCCGAAUUGAGGAGAAUGAGGCAAACAAACAUUUCCGUGGCAAGGCGUUUCCAUUCUAUGAUGAGUUAACCACUCUUUUCGGGACAACGGACACUGAAGGCGGUCCAAUGUUGUGUGUUGGUGGAAUUGGAGAUAGAACACCAAGCUGUGGAAGUGAAGACAACCCUGACCCAAUGGCGGAUGAAAAUGUUGACUGGUUGGAGGACACUGUUGGACGGUCUAGUGUGGGUCGUGUGUCGCAAAGGUCAGGAAAGGAGCAUGUUGUUGAUAGCCCACCACCCAAGAGAACUAAGAGCAUGGAGUACUAUGUCGAGCGUAUAUCUGAGAGCAUGAUUCAAAGGACUAUGACUGAAAGAAAUCUAAUCAGCCGUGAGGAAGAGGAGCCUGAAGGUAUUCAUGAUGAAUGA